This is a messenger RNA of Zonotrichia leucophrys gambelii, 2439 nucleotides long. It is a transcript of the gene UBE2G1, whose product is annotated as ubiquitin conjugating enzyme E2 G1. The record is from RefSeq and is a predicted model, not a curated record. Gene Ontology annotation, biological process: ubiquitin-dependent protein catabolic process; protein polyubiquitination. The transcript is spliced from 6 exons. Gene Ontology annotation, molecular function: ubiquitin conjugating enzyme activity. Bases 264 to 776 code for a protein of 170 amino acids. Lineage: Eukaryota; Metazoa; Chordata; Aves; Passeriformes; Passerellidae.
CCCGAGUGCGGUGAAAUUCCUGGCGGGGGGAGCAGGAGGUGGCGGCGCUGAGGGCUCGGAGCAGGAGGCGGAGGGCGGCUCGGAGCCACGGCCGCGCUGCCCUGCCCGGGACCCUGCGUGCUGUGGCGGCCGGCGCCGAGCCAGACCCCCGGCGGGCGCGGAGCAGACGGGCUGAGGGACGCUCGCCGCCACCUUUCCCAGCGCCAGGAGCCGCGCCGUCCCCGCCGCCGCUGGGACUCCCUCCCCGGGCAGAGCGGGGGAGAAUGACGGAGCUCCAGUCCGCCUUGCUACUGCGGAGACAACUAGCAGAGCUCAACAAAAAUCCAGUGGAAGGCUUUUCAGCGGGCUUAAUAGAUGACAAUGACCUUUAUCGAUGGGAAGUCCUUAUUAUUGGUCCUCCAGAUACACUAUAUGAAGGUGGUGUUUUCAAGGCUCAUCUUACUUUUCCAAAAGACUACCCACUGAGGCCGCCAAAAAUGAAAUUCAUCACAGAAAUCUGGCAUCCGAAUGUUGACAAGAACGGCGAUGUCUGCAUUUCAAUUCUUCAUGAGCCUGGGGAAGACAAAUAUGGCUAUGAGAAACCUGAGGAACGCUGGCUUCCCAUUCACACAGUGGAAACCAUCAUGAUUAGUGUUAUUUCUAUGCUGGCAGAUCCCAAUGGUGAUUCUCCUGCUAAUGUUGAUGCAGCGAAAGAAUGGAGAGAAGACAGAAAUGGAGAAUUUAAAAGAAAAGUUGCCCGCUGUGUAAGAAAAAGCCAAGAAACUGCUUUUGAGUGACACUUAUUCAGCAGCUAGUAGCUUCACUUUUUUCAGGAUGUUGGUGGCAUGUUGCACAUAGGAGUUAAAUGAGACUUCAGUGAGGUUGCCAGGAGCCACUGAGAAGGGUUUGUUUCAGGUAUCUAUGGGAGCUUUAACAGAAAGCCUCCUGGCACAGCAGAAUGCAUCAAAUUGAGAUAUUACCAGUUUAUAAUAUCAAGAAAGGUGGUGUUCUCUUCAGCAGCCCAAGAAACAUCUUUAGUGAGGAAGGCUUGGGAAUAGCUUCAUAAAAACAGCUGUGUUCUGCCUGGAAACUGAACUGUGGCAUAUCUGAGAGCUUGGACCAGUUUUCACCUAAGAGUAGCUGAUGUGAUAUUUGCAUUUUUUGCCACCCUGUUAAAGAGCUUCUCACUCAAGAUACUUACUCUAAUUUACACAAUCCCAUCUCAGUUUUAAUGGGACUUUUUUUUUAAUAACCUCUCAUAGAAAGCUGUAUUAAAGCAUGGCCCUUAAACCCCUGGCCUUUGGUCACUUUAUCUUGGGUAUGCCAAGGAAAAACUUCCUCCAUGAGCUAAUAAUUUCCCACUCUUGCUUUUCAAAGCAAAACAGAACUUCAUGUUGAAGCUGCCUUUUCUUAAUGGUUGGUUUGGCAAAUAAACUGCUCUGAGCCAUUUGGCUGGCAAACCCCAAAUCCACAUUUACUGGUUACCUACAGCAUACAUAAUUCACAGGGACAGAAAUGUGGCACUGUGUGUAGUUCAGACUGAACCAGAGCAGCUUACUACAUUCUUCUGCUGGGCAGUUUUUUUAAAUCACAGUUGUACAGGAGAGAGUUCCUUUCUUACCCUUUUGUAAACAUGGGGGGGGAUUGGGGGAAGGCUCCAUCUGUGACAAAUUAGUUCUGCAGUCCCUUUGCAGAAAUGCUUUGAUUGAAAGGAACUUUGUCCAGUAUGGAUUAGACAUGAAAAAUGCUUAAUAUUGACCAAAAGACUAAGCAAAGGAACAGAAAGUCUUGUACUGCCUAUAACUGGAGUGCAAGAAUUGUUAAUGCUGCUGACUUUUUUUUUCCUGUCUUGGAGAAAGGGAGUAACUGUGAGUAACACUCCAGAGUAUCCUUAACUAACCUCAGCUCUGUUGCCAUGUUGAACUUAGCUAUAGUGAAACAAUGCUCUUGACAAAUAUUUUGAGUAAUUGGCUGUGUUGCUUUUCUGGAAGGCAAAAGCUUUUCUGAGUCUGGUGACUCCUCCCAAGUGAGCGGUGGGCAGGGAGUUGGAUGAGAAGGGGCCACAGCUGGUUUCAAACCAGCCCAGUGUGACUGGGGCUGUGGUGUCAGUGCUUGCUGGGCACUGCUGUGCCUGCCUCUCACAGUCAGCAAUGCACAGAUUUCCAGUGAUCAAUCUGCCACGUUUAGCCCUGGGUGUGAAUAAUCAAAGCUUUGCACGCUGCGCGCUCGACGAGCAACACGAGGUACAGGAGCCACAGAGUCUGAGAAUUGAGCUUGGACACUCAGUGUGCUCAGCUAACUCCAGGCUUUCUCAGGUGAUGAGCUUGGAUUUAUCCAUCUUCUCUUCAGAGGUAUGUGAAGCUCUUGAACAAGUAAUAGUUCAUCUUCUUGAGCUUGAAAAACUAAUUAAUUCUUGAAAAUAAUUGAGGGUGAGGAGGGGUUUUAUUUUAAUACCUGUGA